Molecule: messenger RNA, 4073 nt
Organism: Malurus melanocephalus (red-backed fairy wren)
Lineage: Eukaryota; Metazoa; Chordata; Aves; Passeriformes; Maluridae
Gene: KCTD7
Product: potassium channel tetramerization domain containing 7
Exons: 6
Coding region: 960-1829 (289 amino acids)
Biological process (GO): protein homooligomerization
Molecular function (GO): protein binding
Source: RefSeq, a predicted model, not a curated record
UCCUUGCUCUCAGCUGCAAAAGUUGAGUUACACUGUCCUUUCAUCAUACUCUGUGUUGUUGUUUAUGUCUAGAGAUGCUGACUGUGUCCAGGACUUUCCARUCCAAUGUUUAACACAGUUUACUGCAGCUCAGAGAUGCCGGCCCCUCUUCCAGGAUGUUUCUUUGCUAUUCUGACACAGAUUCAUUAGAAUUUACUGGAUGUUGUGUCUUUUCACACCAUGUUCACACAAACCUUUGAUCAUCUGAGUCYCUUGAAGCUGUCUGUGCAGAGACUGCUAAAUCAGGUCUCAUUGUACCCCAGUUUCUCUUUAAAAAGGGGGAGCCUUUCUGACAAUCCAGUUAAAGCACAUCUGGAAGAGUUACCUUUGAACAGAAGUUUGUGUGGGUUUCUGUGAUGGAUUCAUACAUCCGUACCUUGAUGAAAAAGUCUUUGACUGUAUAACUACUAUGCAACUUUUUUGUAGAUAUUUAACUUUUUUUAGGUUUGUAACUCCACCAGCACUGGUGCACCCUCAGAAGGUAUUUAAGAAAAAGUUGUUUGAACAAAAUAACAGAGCAGUUGAGGCAACAGCAGAGCCUUGAAAAGCUGCUUUAAAUCUUAGCAUCAAGCCCAGCUUGAUGCAGCUCAAGGGCUGCUGUCAUUUCCUGGGGAAUGAAGCCAAACUGGCAGGGCCAGUUCAUUUGUGAGGGACAAUAMCUGAGCUGUCCCCAGCAAAACUCCAGGAAGCAAUUCCUGCAUUUAAAUGACAGGUGGAAGAAGUGGAAGGAGGCAUUUCUGGUGGAGYUGGAUGCUGCUGAGGAGGACUCUGCUCCUGUCAGCACCGCUCUGGUUCACUGCUCUGUGGGUGAAGAGGUGAAGCCAGCCUCGAGAGGGACUUCACUCACCUUUUAAUGACCGUCAAAAAACAGCACUGCCACGGCCUCGUACCCGGCAGAGCUGCUCCCCAGAGCCAGAGGGAUGGUGGUAGUCACGGGGCAGAACAAAGUGAGUGCGAAGCCGGAUGAUGCCAUGUCGAGCUCGGACGCUGAGGAUGAUUUCCAAGAGCCGGCCACUCCCACCGCCACCCAGGCAGGACAAGCGCUGCCUCUGCUGCCUCAGCAGUUCCCAGAGGUUGUCCCACUGAACGUGGGGGGGAUGUUUUUCACCACCAGACUGUCGACACUGCGGAGGUACGAGGACACCAUGCUGGCAGCRAUGUUCAGUGGCAGGCACUACAUCCCCACGGAUGCUGAGGGCAGGUACUUCAUCGACAGGGAUGGCACCUACUUUGGAGACAUACUAAACUUCCUCCGAUCUGGUGACCUGCCACCCCGAGAACGAGUGAGGUCAGUGUACAAGGAAGCUCAGUAUUAUUCCAUAGGACCAUUGCUAGACAAUCUAGAGGAUAUCCAGCCUCUUAAAGGAGAAAAAGUUAGACAAGCUUUCCUGGGCCUAAUGCCAUAUUACAAAGACCAUUUGGAGCGGAUAAUUGAGAUAGCCAAGCUGCGAGCCAUGCAGAGGAAAGCCAGGUUUGCCAAGCUCAAGGUGUGCGUGUUCAAGGAGGAGAUGCCCAUCACUCCCUACGAGUGCCCGCACUUYAACUCGCUGCGCUUCGAGAGGAGCGAGAGCGAGACCAAGCUCUUUGAGCACCACUGCGAGGUGGACGUGUCCUUUGGGCCUUGGGAGGCUGUGGCUGAUGUUUAUGACCUUCUGCACUGCAUUGUCACCGACCUGUCAGCCCGGGGCAUCACCGUGGACCACCAGUGCAUCGGGGUGUGUGACAAACACCUCAUCAACCACUACUACUGCAAGCGCCCCAUCUACGAGUUCAAGAUCACCUGGUGGUGAGCAGGGCUGGAGAAACCCUAAAAGGACUGGUGGAGGAUGGAGUUUGUGGCUGCUCACAUUCCUUGGAGSCUGGUGCAGGGGUUGGGGAAACCUCUGGAAACUUGAAAAACCAGCCUGAAAUGGGACUGGCGGCUCAGGUACCUUAACGAGGCACAAAACAAAAUCACCUCAUGCGAAGGAUGGCUGAACAUCUUCCAGAAGGUGCCACGGACCACGUGGAUUCGGGAUGGAAUUGCAGAUUUUUCCUGUAUUAUUGGGAAUUUGGGGUGCUGCUGAAAGGUGUCACCAACCUCAUGGCUUCAGGAUGGAAUUGCAGAUUUUUCCUGCAUUUUUGAGAAUCUGGAGUGCAGCUAAAAGGUGCCACCAGCCACGUGGCUUUGGGACGGAAUUACAGGUUUUUCCUGCGUCGUUGGGAUUUUUUAGGAAUCUGGGGUGUAGCUAAAAGGUGCCACCRACCUCGUGGCUUCAGGAUGGAAUUUCCUGCAUUGUUGGGAACCUGGGGUGCUACUAAAGCUCACAUUUUUCAGUUUUACCCUCUUAGAGGUGUUUUAGUUCCACUUUCGACUUUACCACUUUAUAAAAUUGGACAGGAUGGAAUUGCAGGUUUUUCCUGCAUCGUUGGGAUUCUGGGGUGCUACUAAAGCUGACUUUUUCAGUUUUACCCUCUUAGAGAUGUUUUAGUUCCUCCUUCGACUUUGCCACUUUAUAAAAUUGGAGUCGUACCCAGCACAAAGAUUCUGGAAAUGUCAUUUUGAUGUAACAGAUAAAAAAAAAAAAAAGGAAAAAAAAAGUAUUCCCUAUUUAUUAUUAAUUGUUGUCAGGGUUAAGCUGUAUUUCUUUUUAAAAUAAGAAUCUGCGUUGUGAAUUAUAAUGUUAUAUUUCAAUUAUUUCCAUUGUUAUCAAAAGGAAUAGCAGAUUUGGAAUAUAUUCCUUCAUGCUUUUAGGAAUAAUAACUGUUCAUGGAAGAUUUGUGCCUGUUUUUAGCCUUAGAAAUCCUAAAUGUUUACAAUAUCUUAAAAAAAAAGCUCUUUAGAAUCAGGUCAUUUACAAAGGCUUUUGGUAAAUGAGAAAACCCUGUAUGUAUCUUCCUAUUAGCAGUAGUGAGAGGAAUAUUUAAUGUAUAUUAUUUUAUUACUGACUCUUUUUAYAUUCUGUGAUAUUAAACCUUAUUUUAGACUGUAAGUCAGAUGAUAUUAGACAAGUGCUUCCUUCACCUCACCUUCUUAAGAAAAAUCUUAAUUUUUAUCCUUCUUGUUGACCCUUCCUGGUGUUGUUGCAGGAAAAAGAAAAUUCAACCUCCAUAUUCAAAUAUUUCUCCACUCUAAAGCAGUAGGAAAUUGCUUUCCAUGCUGAAAGAGGCAGCCACUGCAGAAUUGUAUUUUCUUCAGAAGGUAAUUUUUGUACUUCUGACAUGAGCAACCACAUCUCAAAUUUUAAUUACUGAAUUCAGCCCAAAACUGAAAGGGAGAAAAGUCUGAAAAUCUUAUUGUUUUGUGAGGUUUGAAAAAUUUCAACUCACUUGAAGGGGUUUCAAAAAUAAUCUUAAAGAGAGAGGAAAARUAAAUGUUUGCAUAUUGCAUUCMACUGGAUUAAUUAAUCCAGGAAUAUUGCUUCAUUAAACUGCUGACCAAAAUUCUUAACGAACAUUAACAGCAAUGAUCAAAAUCCUCAGUUAUCUGAGACAAUUUUGAGAAUAAUUCGAAGAACUUCAGGAUUGAAUUGUCUUGCAAGAAAAGAGACUUUUUUUUUGCCUUGUCACCCUUUGAGGUGUUUAAUUUAGGAAUUAAAUUGGCUCUCUGAGGUGGGUGUYUCUCUCCUGAUCUCUUUGCAGAUUUCCUUACAGAGGAUCAUUGUCAAGUGCUGAGUGUCAAGGCCAGAGAUAAAUUUGAAUAGAGGGAGUUAAGCACAUUUGGAUCUAAAUUUAAGUUUGUUUCAAUUGUUUCCUGAAAUAAUGGCCUUUUGUGUGACAAGUUCAUGGAGUUGGUUUUGGCAACCCAAAAUUAAAAGUUAAACUGAGCCUUAAGUUUCCCUGCAACGAUAGGAAGCUUUGCUUGGUUUCAUUGCUGCCUUCAUUUUUUUUUCUCCCCAUGGAAUCUCAAACUGCAAACCACAAUUUCUUAUAAAAUAAUAUAAAAUCUGAAGGCUGAGCCUUAUGAAGUUUUGGCUGCUUGUCCAUUUCAGAUAUUGAAUUCAGGAUUUUGAGCAUAUAUUGCAAUGGGAAUUGCAGUUUUACUGGGAUUUUCA